AUGAAAGCCUCAAAUGUCUUUCUUGCCGUCUUCCCUGGCCUGGCCAUUGCUGCUCCGGCUCUCGACGCCCGUCAAAACAUUGAUAAGGCGAAUGAGGCACUGAAAGCGCUUGACGACCAGACUUCAGCCGUAAAGGCAGACACAGAGAAAAAUCUCCAGGACCAAGCAUACAGACAGGCAGUAUGGACUGCGAGGGUUAACCGAGAGGUUGAUUUCUCGGAUAAAUUAGCAGAGCUUCUAAAAGACCAAACGGAGGCAAAAGAUGUGUUGAAUCAAUUGAAGGAUGAAAUUAUUGAGUCAAAGAAGAGUGCUGUUGAAGCACCCGCGAGACUGGAAAAACAGAGACAGAAGCGAGAGCAGAACAUUCAGGACUAUGAGAAUAUUGCGAAUGACUUAAGGGAGGCAUUCAGGACUAUGAGAAUAUUGCGAAUAACUUAA
Metarhizium robertsii ARSEF 23 is the source of this 438-nucleotide messenger RNA. RefSeq lists its product as uncharacterized. The transcript is spliced from 2 exons. The coding region runs from base 1 to 438 and encodes 145 amino acids. Lineage: Eukaryota; Fungi; Ascomycota; Sordariomycetes; Hypocreales; Clavicipitaceae. The record is from RefSeq and is a predicted model, not a curated record.